AGUCUCUUCAUGAGAUUCAUUUUUAUCAGAAAUCAGAGAAUCUUAUAUUUCUCAAGAUCAUCUUCAUCUGUCUUGUUCAUGAAAUCAAUGAGAGAAAUCAUCAAUUCCAGUAUUCUGCUCUUGAUAUCAUUCAAGUAGCAGUAGAGUUCACUCUAGUGACACUUUUUAAAUACUAUCAAAAAAUCUGGUUCUGGUCCCAGACACGGUCACAUGAUCAGUCUAAUUACAGCUGUGUUACUCUCACUGUGAGAAAUACACAGUUGAUAAUGAAUAUUGUAAAGACUCUGAGAA
Messenger RNA from Blastomyces gilchristii SLH14081, 291 nucleotides. RefSeq lists its product as uncharacterized. Lineage: Eukaryota; Fungi; Ascomycota; Eurotiomycetes; Onygenales; Ajellomycetaceae. The transcript has 2 exons. The record is from RefSeq and is a predicted model, not a curated record. Gene Ontology annotation, molecular function: protein heterodimerization activity. The annotation marks the transcript as partial.